GAGAAGGGGGAGAUGCAUGGCUGGUUUUUAAUUAUAGCCGGGAGAUGAGAAAGGGGUGAGAUUCAUGAAUGCAACAAUUGCAAACACCAUCCCAGUCUUUCCCUAUAAAUGCGCACGCAACUCCAAUUAUAAAACUAAAUCUCUCCAGCGCAUCACCCUCCACACCCAGGUUUUUCAUUCAUCUGCCUUCUUUCAAUCUUUGUUACCUAUUCUCAUGUGAUUGCCUUGUUGUUUUCUUCUGCAUGAUUCUCCGUUCCGUCUUUCCCCACGAACAUCCUGUCAAUCGCCUCGCUGGCUCCUCUUCGGAGCCCUCUUGCCAUUGCCAUUUCCAUUUCUUUCUUUCAGGUUCGGCUAAAUUUUUCCUUCUGUUAUCUUUUCUUUUUCUCGUUUUUCCCGGCCUUCUGCCUCUCACCAUAUCGGACUUUCUAUCUUUCUAUUUGUUCUUAAAUGGAGGCAAAACGCAAGUCACAUCAUUCAUAGUUGCAAAAAUCUUAUAUUUUAUUUUUAAUUUCACUGCACUGCGUCUCCGGAGAUUAAAUCACGGUCACCAUUCUCGUGCGCUUGCUAGUUUAAUUAUUCCCCAUUUAUGCAUCUUUCAUCAUAACAUCUGGAAUGAAAGAGAGGUCUCGCUUUAUAUUUUUUAAAUUAUCUUGAUCCAGAGCAUUUGCAAAUCUUUUAAAACAUUCUCCCCCCGAACCAACUAAAAACGAAAGGCUUCAUGGCUACUAAUAAAGAAUAAAAAAGAAUAAAUUAUCCAUACUCUUUAUUAUAAAUUACAUAAUCAACUUUAAUUUUGCAUAAAAUAAUCUGCAAUGAUCCAUCAAUAUAGCUAUUAUUUUAGGCGGACAGCUAUAUAUAUAUAUAUACACAUAUAGAUUUGCUAGAUUGUGACGCCAAUAUUACACAUGGAGGGAUGGAUUACGGAUGAAGAUUUGCUGGCUAGCAUUAGUAAAGAAGGGAGCUUCAUAAUGAUUGGGGUGAUCUCGGAUUCUCAGUGAUGAAUGAAGCAAUGAAUGGUCAUCUUCGUCUCAACCUUUUUUCCUUUCGGGGUUUGUUUGUUUUGGUAAUUAAAGAGCGGUCUUUCUCAACUCUGAAUCCAAUCGCGCGGGAAAAGAAACAAAAGGAAAGAAGAAGAAAUGAAACUGGGCCGGCUCCAAUAAUGCAAAAGCAAAAUCCAACUUUGCGUCUUAUUCCAAAUGUAGCAGCUGAUAGUUUGGUUAUUCCGUGCCGAUCGAACUCGCUCUAGAAAAUUUAAAAAAAAAUUAAAGAUAUAAAGAAAUCAACUAGAGCAAAUCAGGAAUCCAGGAGGCAGUGCAUGUGAUUGUGGAUAAUAAGGCGUUUCCUAGAACGGAAGGGAGUGCGGGGCGACAACGUUUUUGUAAUUAUCUGGAGAAAAAGUUGCAUCGAGGGAUGGAGGCCGGACAUUGGACAAUGAGAGUCCCUGCAUCCGACUUCGGCCCUGUUUAGCACACUUUUCACCCUCUUCCUUUUUAGCACAUUUUUCACCCUCUUCCUUCCUCCCGUACUCGUGUUCGGCAGUCAGUGACGGACAAUAGUAUAGUGUGUAUGUACAUGAUCAGAGUUUUAAUAUUAUUUAUAAAAAAAAAUCAUAUAUGCGCGGCUGCGUGGAUUUCGACCAUGACGUUGCUGGUGUAAUUACCGUGUAGUCACAGAGACACCCUCCGGGCUUGAAUUCCACACCUGCACGGCUCUGCCACCUGGGCCCACCCCCCUCUCCCGGCAUUAGUACCACAGUCAUAGUAUUGUUAAAACUUAAAAGCACGGACGGGGGAGGAGACGAUUAGCUGCGAAACAAACAAGAUGGGCUUUCUGGAGCUGCUGGGGGUGGCCUCCGCCCCGAUUCUGCAGGUCCUGCUUGUCAGCGCCGUCGGAGCUUUCCUCGCAACCUCACUCUGCAAUAAUCUUCUAUCACCCGACUUCCGCAAAUCCCUCAACAAGCUGGUUUUCACCGUCUUCACUCCUUCCCUCGUCUUUGCCAGUUUCGCCAGGACCGUUUCUCUCCAGGACAUGAUUUCCUGGUGGUUUAUGCCGGUCAACGUUGCGCUCACCUUCUUGAUUGGAGGCAUUAUAGGAUGGAUGAUCGUAAAAUGCCUCAAGCCCGACUUGAAGCUGGAAGGUCUUAUCAUUGCUUCUUGCUCCUCGGGAAAUCUGGGAAACCUUCCUAUCGUGAUUAUUCCUGCAAUCUGUUUUCAACAAGGAGGUCCUUUUGGUGACCGGGACGCUUGUCAUUCUGCUGCACUCUCGUAUUCAUCUUUCUCCAUGGCGCUUGGAGGGGUUUUCAUCUGGACCUACACUUACCAGAUAAUGAGGAGCAGAUCCAUGAAAUUCAAGGCUCUUGAGGCUGCUGAGGUCUUGAAGGUUCCCAACAAGGAUCUUGAGGCUCAUCCGCAGACUCGCCUCCUUGAGGAUGCGCCUGAGCAAAAUGUUGCCAUACAAAUUUCCACGCCAAAUUGUAAUGGCGACUCUGAAAACCAAAAUAUGGUAGACCAAGAUUCGUCCAACGUAAAUGAACCAUUUUUCCGUAGAUUUAUAGGGACUGUUGGCCAGAUUUUAGAAGAACUGAAGGCACCUCCGACAAUAGCUAUAAUUCUCGGUUUCCUCUUUGGCGGGGUUUCUUGGCUGAGGAACCUAAUCGUCGGCGAAGAUGCUCCAUUGGCAGUGAUCCAGAAUUCUAUCCAACUCAUGGGUUGUUUGCAGGGAGGGAACAAUUCCUUGCAUCACCAUCUUGCUCGGCGGCAAUCUCACUCAAGGGCUGCGUUCAUCAAGCGUGAGAUUAUGGAGCGUCGUGAGCAUAGUAGUAUCCAAAUAUAUCGUGAUACCUAUUAUUGGACUGUUUAUCGUUAAAGUUGCGGCGAACUUGAAGCUGCUUCCACCAUAUCCUCUGUUUCAGUACGUGCUGGUGAUGCAGUAUGCCAUGCCACCUGCUAUGAAUAUCAGUAAGCGAUUCCCGGCACGCUCUUUGUCAAAAUGAGACUCUGGUGAUGAGGAAUAAACAGAAUAACAAAAUGGAUGUGAAAAUGACUCAGGCACGAUGGCCCAGCUGUUUGACGUUGGACAGGAAGAGUGUUCGGUGAUAUUGUUCUGGACGUAUGGCGCAGCAGCCAUAGCACUCACCGUCUGGUCAACAGUGCUCAUGUGGAUGUUAUCUUGAGUAGGGGAUCAGCUCUGGAGCGCACACCGUGUCUUUCAUAUGCUCCGACACUUGUUUGCAUGUUGGCAGAUUCUUGUGAAUUCCUUGCAUUCUUUUCGAGUACAGAAUAUAACCAAUCAUUAUCUCUUCUGCUUCUGCAGUAGCAUUCGAUAUCCAGGCACCCUUCCAUUUUGAGGCCUUUGAAUAUGAGCCAGAUUAAUGUGUAGUAGGAUACUUUAUGUUAGCAUCUUUUGAACCAUAAUAGCAUCAUGUUCUUUCCUAUUGCAGGUCAAAGUAACUUGAUAGUAUUUUUGAUAAGUAGAAGCAGCUUGUCCGUCUAGCUAGGAAGAGUCAAUUGGUACUUCGUGAUGCUGAGUUAAAACAAAACAACAUGGACAGAAAGUGAGGCGGUAAAAAUUUUAACUCGGCAUGAUGAUCAAAUUCAAAAGCCGCUUUCAGCUUCAAAAUGUCUAGAUAGUAACUGAUCGAUGCUGUGUACGGUAAAAUCCUGCACCAGCUAGCUGGUUGUUAAUUAUUAAUCAAUAAUUAUUUCAUGAACUUAUCACUUGUA
Prosopis cineraria is the source of this 3722-nucleotide messenger RNA. Its product is annotated as protein PIN-LIKES 7. Bases 1822 to 2865 code for a protein of 347 amino acids. Gene Ontology annotation, cellular component: membrane. NCBI's taxonomy places the organism in Eukaryota, Viridiplantae, Streptophyta, Magnoliopsida, Fabales, Fabaceae. Gene Ontology annotation, biological process: endoplasmic reticulum to cytosol auxin transport. The transcript is spliced from 9 exons. The record is from RefSeq and is a predicted model, not a curated record.